AUGCCUGGAAACAAUCAAACUGUGAUCUCAGAGUUCCUCCUCCUGGGCCUGCCCAUCCCACCAGAGCACCAGCAUCUGUUCUAUGCCCUGCUCCUGGCCAUGUACCUCACCACCAUCCUAGGCAACCUUCUCAUCAUUGUCCUCAUUCAACUGGACUCCCAUCUCCACACACCCAUGUAUUUGUUUCUCAGCAACCUAUCCUUUUCUGACCUCUGCUUUUCCUCUGUCACAGUGCCCAAAUUUUUGCAGAACAUGCAGAGCCAAGUACCAUCCAUCCCCUAUGCAGGCUGCCUGACACAACUUUAUUUCUUCUUUCUUUUUGGAGACAUGGAAAGCUUCCUCCUUGUGGUCAUGGCCUAUGAUCGCUAUGUGGCCAUCUGCUUCCCUCUGCACUACACCAGCAUCAUGAACCCCAAGCUGUGUGUGUGGCUGGUGGUGCUGUCCUGGGUGCUGACCACAUUCCAUGCUAUGUUGCACACCCUGCUCAUGGCCAGAUUAUCUUUCUGUGAGGACAACGUGAUCCCCCACUUUUUCUGUGAUAUAUCUGCUCUACUCGAGCUGGCCUGCUCUAAUACCAUUACUAAUGAGGUGCUUAUGUUCAUCAUGGGUGGACUCAACAUUGUUAUCCCAUUCAUACUCAUCACAUUGUCCUAUGCACGAAUUGUCUCCUCCAUCCUAAAGGUUCCAUCUACUCAGGGUAUCCAUAAGGUCUUCUCCACCUGUGGCUCCCACCUGUCUGUGGUGUCACUGUUCUAUGGAACAGUUAUUGGCCUCUACUUAUGUCCAUCAGCUAACAAUUCAACUAUGAAGGAGACUGUUAUGGCUUUAAUGUACACAGUGGUGACUCCUAUGUUGAACCCCUUUAUCUACAGCCUGAGGAACAGAGACAUGAAGGAAGCCCUGAGAAGAGUUCUGUUAAAUAAGAGAAUCUCUUUAUAA
Messenger RNA from Nannospalax galili (Upper Galilee mountains blind mole rat), 939 nucleotides. Its product is annotated as olfactory receptor 1468-like. NCBI's taxonomy places the organism in Eukaryota, Metazoa, Chordata, Mammalia, Rodentia, Spalacidae. The transcript has a single exon. Gene Ontology annotation, biological process: G protein-coupled receptor signaling pathway. Gene Ontology annotation, molecular function: G protein-coupled receptor activity; olfactory receptor activity. The coding region runs from base 1 to 939 and encodes 312 amino acids. Gene Ontology annotation, cellular component: membrane. The record is from RefSeq and is a predicted model, not a curated record.